AUGUUGAGCGCAAAGAAUAAGUUCGAACUUGCUAGGAACAGGUCCUGCAGUAGCAUAAGAGAAAACUUAAUGUGCUCGUCGGUCAUACUGAAAAACUCCAGCUGUCUCCUAAAGAGCAGCCCCACCUUUGAUAACACCACCCAGUUGCACAGGCGUGGUGAGGGCCUCCAGGAUGACAUGACUGACAUGACUUGCCCGGAGGAGGAUCUACUGAGGGAGACAAGUGCCAAGGAAUUGCACCAGUAUGUGUACACAAGUGAAGUCACCCCCGAUGAUGAAGUCGUCUGUAUGUCCAGCGAAUGGACCCAAGACCAUGAUGUGAAAAAUGAAUUUAAAAAAGGAAUUCUGUACGACAAAAUUGUGAUGUCUGACAGAACAUACAACACUUCGGUGGAGAGUAUACACAGCAACUUCCAGACGAACAAGUUAGACCAUGUGGUUAACUCAAUAAAGUUUGAAGAAAACACAAGUAUUAAAAUUCCUUCCUAUUUGAGGAACUCACCCUUGUAUGUCCUCUACCCCGAGUUGGACUAUCUCAAGGGUACAAGAGUAGAAGAGUUGCCAGAAGGACAAGACGACGCAGGGAAUACAGUACAACCACACGAACAUAUGCCACACCUCGAGAAAAAUAAAAGCCUCAACAACUACCUAAGGUACACACUAAAUAACAGCCACACGACGGGGAGGAAUAGAAUGUAUGAUUACUUCGAGUCGAAUAAAAAAAAUAUGGUAGAGAUAGCUAACCCAAAUGACCUGAACCAUACACUCCUCUACACAAAGAAAAAAAACCCAACAGAGCUCAUAUUCAAUUUGUACAAAAACAGGUACGUCACGAACAGCAGCAACCACACAGACAAUGAGCUACACACACUGAAUACUCUUAAAAGGUUGAAAAUGCCAUUCGUGGAAAAAAAUGAAAAGGGAGAAAAUAUUCCCAUUACAUCUGAAGUUAACGCCAAAAGGAGAGUAAAUCUGUUACAAAAUGGUGAUGCUAGUAAGGACAAAUAUACGAAUGCACGAGGUAAGGAACAAGUAGGGAGGGGAGGCAAACCCAAUUAUACUGUGUCCCUCAUUGAUAUGUCCUGUAGCGACAAGGCUUCCUUAAAAACAGUCCACCUCAAUAAUGAUAAAGGUGUAGGGGACAAAAAAAAUAUUUUUCAAUUAAAAAAAAAGACACGAAAAGAUGUUCAGGUACAAACAGAUCAAGACGACUUUGAGCAAACUGCUAAAUGGGAUUGCGACUCAGAUGUUCAACGUGUUGUGAGUAUAUUUGAAGGAAAGAAAAAAAAAGCUUCCCCGGAGGAUACACACGUAGGGAGCUCAUCUCGUACAGGGGAGAUCUGCAUUUCUUAUUGUGACUUGGAGGGGGUAGGGCAGAGCGAUGAAGAAACGCCGACUCGAAGUGGUGAUGUGGGCGAAGUGGGAGAAGUGGGCGAUGUGGACAAAGCGAACAAAGCGAACGAAGUGAAGACACAUGCAACGUCCUGCAACAGCUUGUCACCAAAUGGACACCCCCGAAUGACCCAAGGUAUAAAGAAAUACAACCAGUUCUUGCGAACUAGGGGAUGUCGUUCAGGACUGAAUAGGACAGUGUUAAAACAGCACUUAAGUGGCCCCUUCAUUGGGGAAGAGGCUUCUUUGAAUGGAGCCAAAGCAUCCCCUGGCAGUGGUAAUGGUGGACACACGAACAAAGCAAUUCUGAUUCCGAAGUUCUCCCCCCCAUGGGUUCACAAUGCACAGAUAGGAGAGCCCCCUACUAGUGCUUCCCUCAUUGGGGACGUGCCCGAUGUCUGUCCCAACGAGUUGAGGAAUACUCAGCCCAAACCAAGCAAAGUAUGCGUGUACAUUAAAAGUAGUGCCCCGAGGGGACACAUGCAAAGAUGUGAUACAGAUCGGUCUGGUCAGGAAAGAAAAGUUACAACCGCUUCUGAUGAGGAAUGCGAGAAGGAGAAAAUCACAAACGAUUUGCUCCUGAAAAAAUUGUACAUUGAAAAAAAAAGGCAGCUCUACGAAAAGAGCAAGUUCCAAAGGGCCAUUACCAGCAUGCUGCAGAGGAGAGCCGCCUUGAGGGAAAGGGUAAGGGACAAGUACACCGGUUUGGCGGGUCUCCACGGCGUUGCUGGCGUUACUCAUGUGGGCGACGUUGCUGCGGGCGAACGCGAUAACCUCUUAAGCACCCCCAGAUGUGCUAGGAAUCGGCCAAGUGAAACCUACAAACGUGCGCAUGGGUCUGGGGCCUGGAGGGAUACAACCCAGGAGGGGGGUCACAUCAGUAGCUGCAGCAACGUAAACUUGUACUCGUCAAAUGAACAGUCCGAUGACGGCUUCGGCAAGAUGGCGCACAACGCAGCGAGGAAUUACAGUGCGCAAAAUGGGUGCAGAAGAGUGGGUGCCCAACUCACCGAGCCCGGUGAACGAAACCAAGUGAGGGAACCAAACUGGGUUAACAAAAUCUCACAAAUCACACCCUUCAAAGAAGCGGUAAGGACAAGACGCUCCGAUAAGUUAACAAAUGAACGGAGCAAUGGAGGAGCCGUCCACAAGUCAUUCGCAAAAUAUUUCCGCACGUCAUGGAGGGGGGGAAGAGCCCGCCGAUGCGCAGCAGACCAUAAAAGGCUUAGGUCGCUGUCCUAUAAAAAUAGGGUAUCCACAUUAAGCGUCCUGGAGAAAAGCAUUCAACCAUUGAAGGAACACGCAAAGAGGAAUGUGAUCCUUGGGGAAAGCACAAGUGAUGAAAAAAGUGAUGAGAAAAGUUAUGAACAAAGUGAUAUAAUUCAAAGUGAAAUCAACAGGUGUGUAGAGCGAGGUCGUUAUGCAGAGUCCGGAGACGAAACGGAGGAUGACACAAGUGACGAAAGCACAGACGAGGGGACAAACAAAAUUUUGAAUGAAAACAAAUCCAGUGAAGAUGAACAAAAAGGUGGAAUAAAAAUAACCUAUAAUUUGGGAAGCAUCGUGAAGAAGGGUAAUCCCACUUUACAUGAAUGGGUUAACACUGAAAACACAUUCAUCCCUGCACUAAAUGAAACGAAAGGGCGCGUCGGUAAAAGCCAGUGCAACCGUAAUGAAGAUCAAACGGAUGAGCACAGCUGCGAAAGGGGGGACGUACAAACAGCAAACGUUGAAAUGGAAGAAGGAGAUUCCUAUUCAAGUAUAAGGACGGAUGGAAAAAGGGAAACCUCCAUCGAGGAAAAAAAAAACACAAUGGAAAUCAACUCACUUACCAGUGGUAACUUGCAGAACAAAAAGACCAAUCAAUCAGAUAAUUUAUUCAGGGUAAAAGUAACAAUAAAGAAAGCCAGUGAAGGAAGAAAGAAAUUAGACAAAGGGAGUAGUAACAUGGAGGAGGGUUCGAACCAUAAUCGCUAUGUUUUACAUGGGAAUGUGGAGAGCAUGGGUUCUUCUUCCUACAAGGGAAAUGCAAGCAAUGGAUACAUCAAACGCAUAGGAUUGGUACCCAAAGAGAAAGGAAAUUUCAGCGACACGGAAGUGGCCACUAGGAAGAGAAACUCGGAAAGCCUGACAAAUGAGGGAAAUGAGUCCAAUGACCAGCCCGGCAGCAGAACCUUCCUGAGGAAGAACGACAGACACGGAGGUGGAGACUAUUUAAAGAUCAAGCAAAAAGAAUGCGCAAAUAAGAGAAGCCACUCUCAUUCAAAGUUUUCCAACCAGGCAGAGGGAAGUAGGGACACAUUACCCGGUAUGAAGUUCACCCCCAAAUGUAACUCACCCCUAUGUAGAGGUCGAUCCAAUGAGACCAACCAGCUGCUAGACUUGGAACGUAUCGACCCCAAUAAGUGGAUACAAAAAAUUUUUGGAGAUACGCACUGA
Molecule: messenger RNA, 3831 nt
Organism: Plasmodium fragile
Lineage: Eukaryota; Apicomplexa; Aconoidasida; Haemosporida; Plasmodiidae
Exons: 2
Coding region: 1-3831 (1276 amino acids)
Source: RefSeq, a predicted model, not a curated record